Molecule: messenger RNA, 1446 nt
Organism: Thrips palmi
Lineage: Eukaryota; Metazoa; Arthropoda; Insecta; Thysanoptera; Thripidae
Product: DDB1- and CUL4-associated factor 13
Exons: 9
Coding region: 1-1326 (441 amino acids)
Biological process (GO): maturation of SSU-rRNA from tricistronic rRNA transcript (SSU-rRNA, 5.8S rRNA, LSU-rRNA)
Cellular component (GO): nucleolus; small-subunit processome
Molecular function (GO): protein binding
Source: RefSeq, a predicted model, not a curated record
AUGAAAGUGAAGGUUCUGUCUCGCAACCCGGACGAGUACUUGAGGGAGACAAAACGUGACAUCCACAAGGUCCCCAGGAACUAUGACCCCGCCCUGCACCCACUGGAGGCGCCCCGCGAGUAUGCGCGGGCGCUGCAGUCCACCAAAAUGGAAAGAAUGUUUGCCAAGCCGUUCGUAGGGAACCUGGACGGUCACCGAGACGGUGUGGCAUGCAUUGCCAAGCACCCCCAGACCCUGUCGCUGCUGGCAAGCGGAGCCUGUGAUGGAGAGGUACGCUUUUGGAACCUGCCCCUUCGUGAGUGCACUAGAUCGUUUCAAGCCCAUAACGGCUAUGUUCGUGGCCUGACAUUCACUCCAGAUAGUCAGAAUCUCUUAUCCAUUGGAGAUGAUAAAACUAUCAAACUGUGGGGUCUUGAAGAAGGGCAGGAAGAGCCAAUCAACACAGUCCUCAGCAAGACUAUACUUACCUCACUGAGCCAUCAAUAUGGAGAAAAUAAGUUUGUGACCUGUGGAGAAGUAUGUCAACUCUGGGAACAUGGCCGCAAUGAACCUAUUCGUACCUAUGAGUGGGGUGUAGAUAGUCUUCACAAUGUCGCAUUUAAUCAAAUUGAAAAUCAUUUAUUAGCUGCAUGUUGUAGUGACCGAAGCAUCAUUUUAUAUGAUACUAGGGAUACUGGCCCAAUCCGGAAAAUUGUAAUGAAAAUGCGUGCCAAUAGCCUCUGUUGGAAUCCUAUGGAAGCCUUCCAUUUCACAGUAGCCAAUGAAGAUUUCAACCUUUACACAUUUGAUGCCAGAAAGAUGAAGUAUCCAAUCAAUGUCCACAUGGAUCAUGUGGAAGCUGUGGUAGAUGUUGACUACUCUCCAACAGGCAAAGAAUUUGUUAGUGGUAGUUACGACAAAUCAAUUAGAAUAUUUGAAGUUCACAAGGGUCAUUCUCGUGAAAUAUAUCACACAAAACGGAUGCAAAGGCUUACAGUGGUUUCAUGGUCGCUGGACAAUAAAUACAUUAUGAGUGGAUCUGAUGAAAUGAACAUAAGGGUUUGGAAGGCCAAUGCAUCAGAAAAAUUGGGAGCUCUGAGGCCAAGGGAAAAGGCGGCUCUUGAAUAUCAUGAAGCUUUGAAAACUAAAUUUGCCCAGCAUCCACAAAUCAAACGCAUUGCCCGCCAUCGUCAUGUGCCCAAACACAUUUACCAUGCGUCCGAGGAACAGGCCAUCAUGCGAGAGAAGAUGAAGCGCAAGGAGGCUAACCGGCGGAAACACUCUAAGAAGGGGACAGUGCCUCACGUUCCAGAACGUCAUAGACAUGUUGUCAAGGAGCAAAAAUAGAAUAAUUCUGUCACUUUCAAAAUUCUUUGUUAAAUGUAGAAAAAGGAAAAAAUGGCUUAUGAAAUAUCUGUUACUUUUGACUUUGGCUACCACAUAUUUAAUAAAUUAUCUUAUUAAUCA